Molecule: messenger RNA, 1275 nt
Organism: Hippocampus comes (tiger tail seahorse)
Lineage: Eukaryota; Metazoa; Chordata; Actinopteri; Syngnathiformes; Syngnathidae
Gene: guk1a
Product: guanylate kinase 1a
Exons: 7
Coding region: 79-714 (211 amino acids)
Biological process (GO): purine nucleotide metabolic process
Cellular component (GO): cytosol
Molecular function (GO): GMP kinase activity
Source: RefSeq, a predicted model, not a curated record
AAGGAGCCCAGCCUGAGCCCGAGGACGAGCACAAUCCCUCAGGGGCGUCCUCGGAAAGUGACGUCCAAGUAACCGCAAAUGUAUAUGAGAUAUUUCGCCAGGCUUUACUCAGCUAUGGCUGGACCGAGGCCCGUGGUGCUGAGUGGCCCAUCCGGGGCGGGUAAAAGCACUCUGCUCAAGAAGCUCAUGAAAGAAUACAAUGGUGUCUUUGGCUUCAGCGUCUCGCAUACAACAAGAAACCCACGACCUGGAGAAGAGAAUGGCAAAGAUUAUCAUUACGUCACACGGGAAGCCAUGCAGGCCGCCAUCGCUAAAGGCGAAUUCAUUGAGAGCGCAGAGUUUUCCGGGAACAUGUACGGGACGAGCAGAGCCGCCGUGGAGGCCGUCAAGGCACGCAACCUCAUCUGCAUUCUCGACAUCGACAUGCAAGGGGUGAAGAAUAUCAAGAAGACCGACCUCAAUCCCAUAUACAUCUCCAUCCAGCCUCCGUCUUUGGAUGUGCUGGAAGCCCGUCUGAGAGCAAGAAAAACGGAGUCAGAAGAGAGCCUGCAGAGGCGCUUGGAUGCCGCCAAGGUGGACAUGGAGUUGAGUAAAGAACCCGACAUGUUUGACGUCAUGAUCGUGAAUGACAACUUGGAAGACGCUUAUGGGCAUUUAAAAGAUGCUCUUCUUGAGGAAAUCAACAUGGUCAAGAAAAUCAACAUGUCUUCAUAGGAGAUGAGGCAAAACAAAACACAGUUCACUUCUUUACAAAGACCUCAUUGUGAACAUUCCAUCCAAAAAAAGGUGGUCUGGAAAAGCUCCCUGAGCAUUUUGUCCAAAUAUGUAGGUUUACAUGUGUGUUUAGACAGUUUUUAUUACUAAAGUGGAACUUUUUUUUUUUUUUUUUUAAUGACAAGGAGUUUUCCUCUUUUUUAAAAAAAAUCCUUAUUUACAUGUGUAUUCUAGAAACUUUAUGUGUUAUAUUCUGACCUUGAUAGGCCAGGUGACUGAAACUGUCUUUAGUCAGCAACAGUUUUUCUCCACCCCGGACGUAACUGGACGUAACUGAACUCAUUCCGACACGUUGACAAACUGGUCUGUCAAGCUUACUUAUUUGGCUGUUUGUCCUCGUGCCAUUGUGCAUUGUCCUCAUGCCAUGUGUGAUUAAUCAGUGUGAAAUCUUUUGCUGGUAAAAAAAAAACACAUCCAUUUCAUUGAAUUUCCGAGAGUGUGCAAGUCAACUGAAAGCAUAUAUUUAUUCCAUUUCAUGCUAUUUUGCUUUGUACUAUGAUU